Arvicanthis niloticus (Nile rat) is the source of this 730-nucleotide messenger RNA. The record is from RefSeq and is a predicted model, not a curated record. NCBI's taxonomy places the organism in Eukaryota, Metazoa, Chordata, Mammalia, Rodentia, Muridae.
ACGGGGACGCUAUCUCUGCUUUGGUUUCAAAGGAGGGGUUUGGGGUUCCCGGAGUGAUUUCCUCCUCUCGCCCGGAAACCGAGGCGCGCUCGCGGAUCCCUUAGGGUGAGCGUCGCGAUGUGCCUGGGACCGACCCAGUCAUGGCGCCGGGUCCCGCCCGACGUUGGCCUCUGGCUCUCGUCGCCCGGGAACGGGGCUGUCAGCUGAAGAUUCCAGGCGGACCCAGGAAUGGGGUGGGGGGCUCGCGUCCCGGCUGCCGGGCUUGCUGGGCCGUUGCCCGGUCACCUGAGGUGUCCAGCGUAGAAAAGCGAAGACUCGAUUCUAUCCAGACCCCUCCCGAAAGCGCCACGCUGCCUCCUACACUUCUCCCUAGCCGCUUUGCGCAUGGCGGCGAGACGCUCAGUGACGCGCCUCAGUUGGGAAAUUGGACUGGCAAACGAACAGUUCUUGAAGACUUGAACGUCUUGGCAGCGUUUGGUGUUAUUUUAGGGGACGUGCUCUCAGGGAAAAAAAAAAAUUCACGGCUCAUUUCUGAGUGGGAAGGAGCGUUGCUUAGGUUUCGCUGGAGCACCCGUGGGAAACGUACUGGAAUUCAGAUUUUAACGGACAUGAAUUACUGGCCCUUUUAAUCUAUUCAGUAGAAAGUGAAUUUGAAAGCUCCCUUUCCGCAUCUUCAAGGAAACCCAAGCUUGUUAAUUCCAUUAACUAUAUUAGAGGUUGAAGAGCUGAG